This is a messenger RNA of Odontomachus brunneus, 1093 nucleotides long. RefSeq lists its product as uncharacterized. The transcript has 5 exons. Gene Ontology annotation, molecular function: odorant binding. The record is from RefSeq and is a predicted model, not a curated record. Lineage: Eukaryota; Metazoa; Arthropoda; Insecta; Hymenoptera; Formicidae. The coding region runs from base 100 to 606 and encodes 168 amino acids.
AAAUACGCGGCAUAGAAAAUCUCAGAUUCAGUGUGCGCGCGGAUCGAAUUCUGAUUUUACACGAAAUAGCUCGCUCUUACGAAACGUUAAUCAAACAUCAUGAACAUAUUCGCGUUUCUUGUUCUCGUCUUCUCUGUUACCGUCAUUGCCGAAGACAAGACAAGCAUAGAAUAUAAAUUCAAACUUGUGAUGAAGUGUUUAGACAAAGCGCAUAUGACAGUAGAGGAAAUAAAAUUUGUACAGGAGAAUAUAAUGAGGAUGCAAGACGACAAAAUCGACGAAAAAGCUAGGAAAAUUUUUGAGAAGCACGGUUACUUUGCAGCCUGCGUAGAGGAAGACUUAGGAAUGAUAGAAGACUCGAAAUUGGUCGUGGAUAAAAUAAUGGAAGGCGUAGAGAGGGAUAUGGCCAGAAAACCCGUUAACAAGGACUUCGUGAAGAAAUGCGCGAACGCACUAAAUGAUGACAGCGAACUGACUCGAGAGGAAAGAGCGCUGGGUAUGUCAAGGUGUCUCAUGGCCGGUCGUAUCAGAAGACGCGUCCCGCGGCAAGUGAACGCGCGUAGAGACCCUCAAACAGAGAUUGGCCAUUGGAAGAUCUCCACGUGAUUCGUACACGGGAUAAUGACCCGAAAAAUAACGGCACCAAUAGGGAGCUAUGCUCACCAAGCGCGAACGGGCAUAAAAUAUGAAUUAAAAUAUUGUCGCGAAUGUAUAGCUUAUCGCUCAAAUAAUGAUGAUAAAUUAAGAUGUAUACAUAUAUAUCUUUUAAAAUGUAUAAUGUAAGUUGUUGAAAAUAUUACAUAUAGUCAACAAUAAUCACAGCAAUCAACACAUUUGCGCGCAAGACAAUGCAAAACAACGAUGACAACACAAUUAAUUAGAGUUUCUAGAAGUAAGAGGUUGAUCAAUGUCCCGUUACUGAAUGGCUGAUACAUUAUGGCAGAAGCAAUCAAUGAUAACUGAGUAUGCAGCGCAGUUGAAAAGCAAAAGUAUACAAAAUAAAUGUAACAGUAUACUUUGAAUCAUAUGUAAAAGUACUACGUUUACAUCCAAUAUUAAGUCAAAUUAAAUAAAUAUUAAUAAUUCUUGUUAA